This is a messenger RNA of Besnoitia besnoiti, 261 nucleotides long. RefSeq lists its product as uncharacterized. Gene Ontology annotation, cellular component: mitochondrion. The transcript has 2 exons. NCBI's taxonomy places the organism in Eukaryota, Apicomplexa, Conoidasida, Eucoccidiorida, Sarcocystidae. Gene Ontology annotation, biological process: mitochondrial respiratory chain complex IV assembly. The coding region runs from base 1 to 261 and encodes 86 amino acids. The record is from RefSeq and is a predicted model, not a curated record.
AUGUCGCUUCCCGUCAGCGAAGACAGGCCGUACCGUCAAGCCUCCAAUUCGUGCAAGCGUUUGUACGAGGAAAUGAUCGCGUGCUACCAGAAGUCUCCGUGCAUGAACAGCGGCGAGUUCACCUUCGAACAGUGUCGCCACAGCGAGGACCCUCGCCACGUCACCCCGCAGUGCAUCACGCUUCGGAAGGCGUACGGCCAGUGUCGAAGAAAUCUUCUGAAUCCGCAGCUGCGGCUGAGAGGGAAUAUGAUCGGCUCUUGA